GCAAGUGUAUAAAUAUAAUUGGACAUCACCAAAUCAUUUGAGUUACUUUUGUGAUAUACAUCAAAGUUAAAAUAUGAAUCUGUUCAGCAAAUUAAUUGCCUCUCUAUUCCUGGUUGCAAUGUUAUUCGCCGCCUGUGAAUGUAGCCCCCAAUUACCACCAAUUGGUCUGCCGCCAGCUAUUCUGCCGCCAGCUAUUCUGCCGCCAGCUAUUCUACCGCCAGCUAUUCUGCCGCCAGUUACUCUGCCGCCUUUUACUCUGCCGCCAGCUAUUCUGCCGCCUGUUACUCUGCCGCCAGCUAUUCCGCCGCCAGCUAUUCUGCCGCCAGCUAUUCUGCCGCCAGCUAUUCUGCCGCCACUUACUCUGCCGCCAGUUACUCUGCCGCCAAUUACUUUGCCUCCUGGAGUCAUUCCUGGGCGCUAAAUACACUUUGCGAGCGGAAAAUGUGGAUAUAUAAACGUUUUCUUCACAUAUAUAUUAAUAUUUUACCCAUACAAAUCUUUCCACUUUGUAUAAAAUGUAGAAAUAUUGAAGGAACUUAGACAACAAUAAAAUUGGGUAAAGUAAAGUAGAA
This is a messenger RNA of Anastrepha ludens (Mexican fruit fly), 572 nucleotides long. RefSeq lists its product as uncharacterized. The record is from RefSeq and is a predicted model, not a curated record. NCBI's taxonomy places the organism in Eukaryota, Metazoa, Arthropoda, Insecta, Diptera, Tephritidae. Bases 74 to 421 code for a protein of 115 amino acids. The transcript is spliced from 2 exons.